AACGAACUUCAGAGUGAAAGUAUCUGCUGAGCGAGACGCAGUCGGGAGGACAGCAUUUUAAUGGGCAUGGAUUUUGUGUAUGUCGUGGAAAUGGUGGAGGUCGUGGGCAUCGCACUGGGAGUCAUAGGAUUAAUACUGACCAUUGUGAUCUGUGCUCUCCCCACCUGGAUAGAGACAACCUUUAUAGCAGGUAACGUUGUCACCACAAAGGUGGUCUUGAACGGCCUGUGGAUGUGCUGUUUGACCCUAGGCACGGGUCAGACACGGUGUGAGAUGGACAACUCCAUGUGUUUUUUUCCCGAUCUUUGGAACUAUUGGGGACAUGUUCUGGAGCCUGCCAAAGCCAUGAUCCUCACUGCCAUCAUCCUGGGGGUUCUGGGGGUCAUGUUCUCCAUGGUUGGUGCCAAGUGCACCGACUGCAUCAAAGACAAAACAUCUCAGGCCAAGUUGAUAAUUAUCGCUGGAAUACUUUUCAUCCUGGCCGGAAUUCUCAUCCUCAUCCCUGUUUCCAUGGUAGCUAGAUCAAUUAUCAGAUACUCCUCCGAACGGAUCAAAGCUGUGUUGGGGGCCUCGCUGUACUUCGGCUGGGUGGCGGCUGCCCUGCUCCUGAUUGGAGGGGUCACACUGUGCAUCACUGUGGGAGUCUUUGGGUGGAUGAUGGGAAUCUUUGGAUGGAUAGCCUCCCUAGUGCCCUGUGCUCUCUAUAUAUUGCGCCCAUUCCGUUUUUUUCCUGAGCCCCCCUUUAGGGACAAAUGGAUGCUUCUGAUGCCAACCUUCAUCUCCACCAUCCUGGGAGCUCUAGGAGUGAUGGGGUCCAUCUUUGGGACCAGGUGCUGUAACUGCAUCAAGAGUAACAGGACCAGGGUCAAGGCCAGGUUCAUCGUUGGAAUGUUCUUCAUCCUGGCCGGUAUCCUGCAGCUCACCACUGAAUUUGUUAUUGUCCAUUACUUGAUAACGGAUGUCCACCUGCAGCUCACAUAUCUCGUCAUUCAUCCAAUCAACUGGGUUAUUAUGUUAGCUGAAUUGAGUUGCUGGUCCGCCUGCAUGCUCCUGAUAGGAGGGACCAUACUCUGCUGCUCCAUAUUCAAGAGGAACCAACCAGACUUAACAAUGACCCAAUCAACCUCCCGCUAACAGCUCUGUCUUCAACAGGUCAUAUAGGACUUUAUGUCAUAUUGUGUUGGGAUCAUAG
Molecule: messenger RNA, 1192 nt
Organism: Oncorhynchus mykiss (rainbow trout)
Lineage: Eukaryota; Metazoa; Chordata; Actinopteri; Salmoniformes; Salmonidae
Cellular component (GO): bicellular tight junction; membrane
Molecular function (GO): structural molecule activity
Source: RefSeq, a predicted model, not a curated record